This is a messenger RNA of Venustampulla echinocandica, 765 nucleotides long. RefSeq lists its product as uncharacterized. Lineage: Eukaryota; Fungi; Ascomycota; Leotiomycetes; Helotiales; Pleuroascaceae. The transcript is spliced from 2 exons. Gene Ontology annotation, biological process: N-acetylglucosamine metabolic process. Gene Ontology annotation, cellular component: cytoplasm. Bases 1 to 765 code for a protein of 254 amino acids. The record is from RefSeq and is a predicted model, not a curated record.
AUGGGUGACCAACAAAACCGCGAUUACUCUAGUGAGAGAGAUACACGAGAGGAAGAAGAUGAACCGUUUCCUCUGACAGAGAGGGAUAGAAUUGGGAUUUUAUCCAAGGACGAAGAUUUCGAGCUUCAUACUUGGGAUGCACUUAAAGAGGCUAUAGCCAUAUAUGGAGAUAUAAAUCAGUCUCAGUCGGGAAGAAGAUAUUGCAGUGAUGGUGCCCUCCCUUCCUCCCCCACUUUACAUUUAUACUGGAUCGAACAAUUUGAUAACGUUCCCAAAGCCACCAACAACCUCGGGAUUAUGCAGCGCAAACCUUCUGAGCUCCGCCGCUACAUUGCCUGGUGCCGCAAAGUCAAGUCCGAAUAUGGCAGUAUCAGCAACUAUGUCAUACAGCACCGUCUUCCGUGGGGAUCUCCUCCGUUCACAUAUCUUUCCUCUAUUCCAUUUAGCGAGCCAGACGAUUACAAGAUCCUGAUAAAUGACUGGCCUUAUGGCUGUACGGACGACAUUACCCAUAUCGUGGUUUGGAGCAAGACCCCGAUUGCUGCCAAUGAAGCGACAGGUGAUUUGACUGAGGAAAGUAGGUUGACUCUUCAGAACUUCGUGGAGCGGACUUUCGUAGAGAGAUUGGGUGGUGACCAUGAGAGGGUUCUGUGGUUUAAGAAUUGGGUGCAAUUGCAGAGUGUGAGGGCGCUGGAACAUGUUCAUGUGCUGGUUCGAAACGCGACGAAAGAGGAUUUGGCGUAUUGGACUGAAAAAAACCUAUAG